Oncorhynchus nerka (sockeye salmon) is the source of this 8701-nucleotide messenger RNA. It is a transcript of the gene rhobtb4, whose product is annotated as Rho related BTB domain containing 4. The record is from RefSeq and is a predicted model, not a curated record. NCBI's taxonomy places the organism in Eukaryota, Metazoa, Chordata, Actinopteri, Salmoniformes, Salmonidae. Gene Ontology annotation, cellular component: cytoplasmic vesicle; cell projection; cytoskeleton. Gene Ontology annotation, biological process: establishment or maintenance of cell polarity; regulation of actin cytoskeleton organization; cortical cytoskeleton organization. Bases 523 to 2670 code for a protein of 715 amino acids. The transcript has 11 exons. Gene Ontology annotation, molecular function: protein kinase binding; GTPase activity; GTP binding.
UAGAUUUGGAUGAAGGUAUAGGCAACCAGUCACUGGUUAGAUAAUAGUCUAAUAAGAAAGAUCAAGAAAUGUACAAAAAUAUAUAUUGUUUUGGUAAAGGCGAUAGAAGGAAACAGACAAAGAAAUUCGGGCACAUGCCUUUCCUCCAAUGGCCCCUUUUAGGUGUGACAGAAAUAACAAAGGACGUGGACAAACUCGCAUCAGCACCAGUGAACACCCAGUCCCCUAAACAAGAUUGUCUGCAGCUUUUGCAAUAUGCAAUAUGCUGCAUAUUUACAUUCCUUCUGGCGUCAGUACAUGGGAGUGUUUUAGAGCUGACUGGUCACAACAAAACCGGUCCAAAAGGCAUCGGAAGACAGGCGUCAAGUCUCACCAAGAAAAAAACUUGCCACUAAGAGGGAAGAGAAAUAUACGAGCGCUGUGAAAAUAACUGUAAGGAAGCUAAAAGUGGAGAGUGUGAAGUGGACUACGCAGAACACCGAAAAGAUUCCAGAGGCGAAUGACCAUUGAAGGACCCUCUCCAUGGAUAUAGACACAGACUAUGAAAGGCCCAAUGUGGAAACUAUUAAAUGUGUGGUGGUAGGGGACAAUGCAGUGGGCAAAACCAGGCUCAUCUGUGCCCGCGCCUGCAAUGCUACCCUCACACAGUACCAGCUGCUCGCCACCCACGUGCCAACCGUCUGGGCCAUCGACCAGUACCGCGUGUGCCAGGAGGUGUUGGAGAGAUCUAGGGAUGUGGUGGAUGAAGUCAGUGUCUCCCUAAGACUUUGGGACACCUUCGGUGACCAUCACAAAGACAGACGCUUCGCUUAUGGCAGGUCUGACGUGGUAGUGCUGUGUUUCUCCCUGGCCAACCCCAACUCCCUGCGUCACGUCCGCACCAUGUGGUACCCUGAGAUCAAGCACUUCUGCCCCCGCACCCCUAUCAUCCUGGUGGGCUGCCAGCUGGACCUGCGCUACGCCGACCUGGAGGCUGUGAACCGCGCCCGCAGACCCCUGGCCAAACCCAUCAAGCCCACAGACAUCCUGCCUCCAGAGAGAGGGCACGAGGUGGCCAAGGAGCUGGGCAUUCCCUACUACGAGACCAGCAUCGUGGCCCAGUUUGGGGUCAAGGAUGUGUUCGACAACGCCAUCCGUUCCGCUCUCAUCUCCCGCCGUCACCUCCAGUUCUGGAAGUCCCACCUGAAGAGAGUCCAGCGGCCCCUCCUCCAGGCCCCCUUCCUGCCCCCCCGGCCUCCGCGCCCUGUGGUGGGCAUCCCUGACCCCCCUCCCAUCGACGGAGAAGCCCCCGACUCCCUCCUCUGCCAGCCGCUAUGCGCCGAUGUCCUCUUCUUACUCCAAGGCGGCGCCACGCGUGUCUUCGCACACAAAGUCUACCUGGCCACCUCCUGCUCCAAGUUCUACGACCUCUUCACCCUGGAUCUGCUGGCCAUCGAGGCGGAUUGGGAGGGAGAUGAGCGCGCCGAGAGCGGUGAGGAGGAUGAACAGAGUAGGAGAGGUGCCAAAGAGCAGGCAGGGCGUACUAAGAGCUUGGACAUCGAUAAUGAUGGGGAGGGUGGAGCCAGGGGAAUCAAACGGCCACCAAUGCUCCAGCAGGGCUCCCUGAGGACUUCCAAAAGUGAUAACGCCCUCCCCGCCAGGAGCCAGUGCUCCGUGGGGCCCCUGGGGACCGGCCGUGGCCUUUCAGGCUGGGGGAGGGGCUUCCUGAGUGUGUACCUGGAGCACGUAGCUGACCCCGAGACGGGGCGACCCCGCCUCAUGACCGUGGUCUCCAUGGACGGUCUCAUACAGGAAGAACCCUUCCAGGCGGUGCUGCAGUACCUGUACACAGGCAGUUUGGAUGAGAGCCGUGGAGAUCUGAUGCAGGUGGCCACCAUUGCUGAGCUGCUGGAGGUGUUUGACCUGAGGAUGAUGGUGGCCAAUGUGCUGAACCGUGAGAGCUUCAUGAAUCAGGAGAUCACCAAGGCCUUCCACGUCCGUCGAGCCAACCGCAUCAAAGAGUGCCUCAGCAAGGGCACCUUCGCUGAUGUGGUGUUCUGCCUGGACGAUGGCUACCUGCCGGCCCACAAGCCUCUGCUCAUCUCCAGCUGUGACUGGAUGGCCGCUAUGUUCCGCGGAUCCUUCAUGGAGAGCUACAUCAAGGAGGUGUCCAUCCCUGACACCAGUAGUGCCUGUAUGCGUGCGGUGUUGGAGUUCCUAUACUGUGGGCUGGUGACGGCCUGUCCUGACUGGGAGCCUAUGGAGCUCAUCGUCCUAUCCAACCGGCUAUGUCUGCCACGCCUCGUUGCCCUCACAGAGCAACAUGUUGUGGAUGAGCUGCUACAGUGUUUGGUGAAGGGAGUAGACAUUGACGGACAGGUGCUUGCUUACCUGGAGUUGGCUCAGUUCCACAAUGCCAAGCAGCUUUAUACCUGGUGUCUCCAUCACAUCUGCACCAACUACAACAGCGUUUGUCGCAAGUUCCCCAAAGACAUGAAGGUCAUGUCUCCAGAGAACCAGAGGCACUUUGAGAAGCAGCGGUGGCCUCCAGUGUGGUUCCUGAAGGAGGAGGAUCGCUACCUGCGCUCUCAGAAGGAGCGCCAGCGGGAGGAAGAGAUCCUCCGUAAGCAGCACACCAAGAGGGGCUGGUGCUUCUGGAGACACCCGUCCUCCUCACCCCACGUCUCCUGAGGCUGUCGCCCCUCCAUGACCCCUCCUAACCUCAGACUGAGGAGGCCAUGAGCCUACCACCCCUCCAUAACGGGAGAGCCAAGUCUCACCUCUGUAUGAUUGUCUGUGGUUGUACUGGGGACCAGAAGUCCUCACAAGGACCAUUUGGACAACUGGGGACAUUUUGCCAGUCCCCACAAAGAAAAGGGCUAUUUUAAGCUUAGGGGUUAGGUUUAGGGUUACAAUUGGGGUUCAGGUUAGAAUGAAAGCCAGGAGUUAGGUUUAUUUUUAGGGUUUGGGGUUAAGGGUAAGUUUUGGGUUAGGGGAAAUAGGAUUUUGAAUGGGAAUAAAUGUGUUGGUCCACACAAAGGUAGUAAAACAAACGUGUGUGUGUGGUUCUCCACCCCCACAGCUGUAGGUCAGGCGUGGGCAAUUUUCUAUACCCCAGCUGGCCUCUUCUUGCCAGGCCGCAGUCCAGUGCUGCCUCUUCCCCCUGAGCUCCACUCAGCCACCAACCGGGGGUGACGGGACUGGGAACAAGGGCUCUCUCGGUCUCUCAGUCACACAGAUGCUCAAGACCAUUCCACAGACCACUGCGAAGACUCCCCUAUGGGGAGGUUACCUCUGCCUUCAAGUCUAUUCAGACUGUUAGAACACUGAACCAGACCGUUAGCCAGAGGCGCGCCAGCGCUGGUCCAACACACAAGGAGGAAUGUUUCUGUUUGGUUUUGUUUCGCCGUGAGGUCUGGUCAGGGGUAAUGACACACACCACCCAAAGACACAUGCAGUGUUGAAGACCCUGAUGACCAAAAUGGCGGCAGGGAUUUCAAAUUAGAUUAGAGCCGAUCCCAGACCUGGGUGUUUUGCUUCAGAGUCUCUGACCACCACUUAUGCCUGUCUAACUUCUCGUCCAUAGACUUUGAUCUCCAUUUUGGAAAAGUUUGACACCAUUUUGUUUUCUUUCGGGUCUCAUCCCAGUGAAACUCUGUGUUGGAGGUUUGAAUCCCAAAUAUUGUCCUAGGGUACCUAGACUGUUCUAGAAUCACCUGUCUCAAAGGGAGGGGGAAUAAAGGGGGUAGUCUAGGUUUAGGAACCUGCUCCAGCCCAGCAGAUGGCUAGUGGUUCAAGCACGCAUCAUGACCCCCCCCAACCCCCACAUAACACUAAGAGGAGAGGCCAGCAGUGCUGAACAAACUGACCAAAUCCCCCUCAAAGACAUUCAAAGUGAACACUUGAUAGCAAUUCUUGAUCAGAGGGCUAUUUGAUACCACUGCCAUGGGAGGGAGUAAGAAGCAGAACUGAACAGAGUUCUUGCUCUGCCUUGAUUGACCACUAGGGUGCCCCUCAGCCAGCCUGCCUUUACUCAUCCUUAACACAGGGGGCAGCACUGCUCAGGGUACCAUCAUCAACCGUCACCCGGAGCAAACAGGAGUUUUCUCCCCUACCUGUUUAUAUCUUUGAUUCCAGUAGCUUUUGACUUUUUCUUUUAUUCCAGUUUUAUUUGAAAGGCAACUUUAGCUGUUUGUCCUCACAUAGUGUUGAAAGGUAUUAUACCAAAAAUGAAGCUGUGACAUGUUCUCUCCCUCCUGUCUCCUCUCCUCCUCCGUAACAUGGCAAAUAUGGGAGGAAAGGAAAAAGGGAUUAGGAAAGGAGGAAUAAUCUUUUGAUCCCUGUCUGUGUGUCUUUAAAGCUGUAGUGUCAGGUAAAACCCAAGUGUCACUGCAGCACAUUCUUUCACACCUCUAGCUGGAAUUGAAAACGGUGCUCAAUAUGUCUACUAAAAGACACUAUGACACACACUUACACACACACACACACACACACACACACACUUACAUACACACACACACACACACACACACUUAAGCAUACACACACACACACUUACAUACACACACACACACACACACUUAAGCAUACACACACACACACUUACAUACACACACACACACACUUAAGCAUACACACACACACACUUAAACAUACAUGCACACCUUGAUCCUUUUCUGUCCACUAAUUUUGAAAUGUCAGCCCAGUCCUUCAUCAGUGUUAAUAUGCAGGAACCUGAUCUACAAAGAUAAUGUUACAUUCACAUCUGAUGCACAAGUGUCCUAUGAACGGUUUAGGAUCUCUUGGAAAAGCUUGAGGGGUUUUGGGUUAUUUUUCCUUAUCCAAAGGUGUGUGGCAGUCUAAUAGGCGUUGUGUUCGUGAAUAUAUUCAGAGUAUUAUUCAUUUCAAUGAUGGUCGUUUCAGUAUGAGUAGAGUUGAAUCUUAACAUUAAGUUAAAUACAUCAUUUGCAAUACAGUAUUAGACCAAAUAUUGGACUUGCUUUUAGUUUCAGAGUGCAGUUUUAUUUAUUUGCGAGGGAGUGUGAUGUUUCAAUCAGUUGUUAACAAAGAGGAUGCAGUUCCAGCUUUUAGUUGAAUGCUAUUGGAGUUGGAUGUUGAACUGCUGAGGAACUCUUCAUAACCCAGUGCACCUUUAAGAUCUCCAUGAAUCCACCACAGUGUAUCAGAACAGGUGUGUUGAAAGAAGAAGAGAACUAGUAAACUGUGUUUGUUACUGUGUUUAAUUUCCUUCUCUUUAGGAGUGAAUGUGGGGGAAAACAAGUAUUUUUGUUACUGUGUUUAAUUUUCUUCUCUUUAGGAGUGAAUGUGGGGGAAAACAAGUCUUUUUGACACGUUCUUUAUUAAGCACUGUUGUUCUAUUUGUGGAUUUGAGAUUUCAUGUAACAUUGUCAUCAUAUAAUAGGGGCUCUUAUCCAGCGAAUAGGGUUCAAUUCCUUGCUCAAGGGCACAUAGGCAAAUUUGUCACCUCUGGGAUUAGAACAACAACAACCUUUUGGUUACUGAUCCAACGCUCUUACCCGCUAGGCUACUUGCCGACGGUGACUAACAGCGGGAGUUGGAUAGAUGGUGUGAAACAUGGCUCGGUUUGCUUUUCUCCACAGAAGACAUGUUUUGAGUCUUCAACGGCUACUGAAAUAGCUGUACGGUAGGAUCUCACGGGACCCAAGUGAGAAUUGGGCUGACCUUACCAACAAAAUAUAGAAGGGAAAGUAACCCAGGCUGACCUUACCAACAAAAUAUAGAAGGGAAAGUAACCCAGGCUGAUCUUACCAACAAAAUAUAGAAGGGAAAAUAACCCAGGCUGACCUUACCAACAAAAUAUAGAAGGGAAAAUAACCCAGGCUGACCUUACCAACAAAAUAUAGAAGGGAAAAUAACCCAGGCUGACCUUACCAACAAAAUAUAGAAGGGAAAAUAACCCAGGCAUCUUAAAAAUAGUCCUAGCGCCCCUAUUUAGGGCUGGGAUAUUAGAACAUUCAUCUGGGGUUGACGUGGGGACAUACAGAUGUUUUCACUUCAUGACCCCUUUCUAUGCCCCAAGGAGGAGUUAUUUGAGUCCUACUAAUGGUAGACAUGCCCUACAAAGCCUUCCCUCGUGGUUUGUGCCUUAAAAAUGUACAUCCACUAUGAGGAACCGAGUAUACUCUUAAGUGUGUAGUGUAGUUUUAAGGUAGUUGUAUACAGUUACAGACAGGUUCUGCAAAGGAUAAUAGCUGAACUGAUUGAUUUAGUGUCUGGUUAUGCUAACACACCCAGUCUCACCCCCCACCCAGGCCAGAGAGGCAGGUCUCUCCCUGGUCUGUCUCGUACAACUGAGCCUCCCUCUGGGGCAGCAGACCCCAGCCCUCCUGGAGAGACACUGGGUCUGCUGGUGGUCAGUCAACGACAGUCCUUAAAUUAGUAGAUGAAGGGGAUUUCAUAUAUUGUAUGGUCUGUUUCUGGUUGGCAAACUGAUUGAGUCAGUCCUAAACCAGCAGAGGAGCCACUGUAAACCCCUAGAGACCCAGGGUUAGACACCUCUGACCUCGCGGAUACCAAAGCUUACUAUGAGGAUACUGGUUUCCUUGUGUGAAUGAUGGUCAAUACUUGUGGGAUGUGGUUAUUAGUAUUUUUGCAUGGUGGCCUAAUUUUGGCAUUGUAAUGACACUUUUCUCUUGACUUUUAAUAUUGGAUUGCACUUUUCUUAUUUUCUGUCGUUUUACCUCUGCCUUUUUGUGCUUGGCAUGGACUACUUCUUUCAAAAGUUUAUAAAAAAACAAUGAUAUUUUGUAGCAUGGGCGUCUCCUUUUGUUUUCUAACGGUCCAUGUGGUGUACUUGGUUUUAUUGAGUGGGUGUCUCAUGCUCACGGACAAAGACAAACUGGACUCAGUGGUAUUAUUCAUAGCAUUAGUGGCUGACAUUGAAGCCUGCGUCUAUAUUGUGGGAAGCCUCUUUAGUCAUAAUAUUCAAAUUUGAUAUAAUAUUAUUCUCAGAAUAACAUUGACGGUACACAGGAAUUUGACAGAGAUGUCUUGCUUCUUGUACACUGUUAUAGCAUUAUCUUAGCACUGUUCUGUGGUGUAUUGGAAGCAGCAGGUUAGAUAUGAGACAUGGUGUUCUUGGGUUGCCAGCUGUUGGGCAUGUGGUUGCUCCAGGAAUUGACAGUGCUAGUACAGUACAUAGUUGUAGUUUGCCACUCAAGUUCUAACACUAAAUUAAUCCAUACACCUUGAGAAUGUCCCAUUUAUAUAACGGGCUUCCUUGGGAGCUAAAUGGACUGUUUUCAUUGGACUUGUAAAACGAUUCCUUGGCUUUGACCAACCACCGAUAGUUUAGCCACAUUUUCCCCUAGAGGCUCAUUUCUGUAACUUCGCAUUUGGUGUGAGAUGAUGGACUAUCAUUUGAACUGCGGUUACUGCACUACUGUCAUUUAGUCCAGACUCUUUUAUGAUGUCACUUUAACAUCACCCUAGUUCAGAUUAGCUAUAGAGUGUAGUGGUAUAAACUCAAGAAAACAUGAGUGUUCCUAUGAGAAUUUGCUGCAGCAUUGAUUAAGCUAAUAUUUUCUAACAUGACAUUUAUUCAUGGAAAGCAACCAUUGUUGUUUGCCCCUGGCCUGGCGUCUCCUGUGCCUUUUGAGAUAUUCUCACGCUGUUGCCUGUCUCCCCGAGCCCUCCUAUAGGCUUGCCAUAUGCAUGAGGGGGCCUCCAAACCACUGCCUUCUGGGUUCAGGUUGGCACCCAAGCUAAAAACACACACACGCGCACACAUUCAACCAGACAGCUUUCCUUCUUGUCUCUUAGUGCCUGUGGAUCGACCCAUCUUUCGUAAAUCCUAUGCUGUGUACCAGAGAGGCUCUGCUAAUGAGGCCUACGGUAGUCUACAGUAGUAAGGCACCCGACUUGGGAGCUUACAAAUAUGUCACCCAAACCUUGUUACAUCAUCCAAACAAGCUAAGCUAUAGGUAAUAAACUGUGGAAAAGACAUUGAGAUCCAACAGAUUUCAGAUUUCGUAACAAACUGAUCUUUUGCACUCGGCAGUCUGUCAAGGCCUGCACUUUCCGUCUAUUAUGUAGCCUUUAAACCAUGUGUGUACUAAUACAUUAUUAAAUCAAGAUUUACCAGCUUGCCUGAGCAGUCAGAAACAACUUCAAUCCAAAUCUGGCUCCUGCUCUCUCUCUCUCUCUCUCUCCUUGGUAAAGGCUUUUUAGACAGAGACUGCGGUUGUGGAGAACUGGGCUCUUAAUUUGAAAUGUAGGGCGGGAGUCCCAUCUGUAAAGACUGAGACACUUCCACAGCAGUACUGUGUCUACCAUUUUGACUCGAAAAGGCAAAACUGCUCCUUUGCUGUAAUGGUAUUCCACAGUUAACUUUGUAAACCCAACCUCCACUUGUUUGACCCAAAGCUAGCUGUUAGCCUAGAGAAUCCUGUCUCGAAAGUGGCCCAGGACAUAGAGCUGGGAGGGGGAGAGACAGGGGCCGUAGUAGGGUGAAGAUGAAUCUCUGCUCUGUGACUUUUCAGUGUGAUUUAUGCAUAUUAUUAUUAUGCACUUUUGUUCCCCCCUUCUAAUUUCAUUUUCCAGUUCAAAGUGAUAUUAACUGCUUGUGUUAAUACAUUUAUGAAACACAACACACCACAUACACAAUACUAAGGGCUUUUAAAAAAAGACAACAAUCAGAAUGUUUUGCUGCUUUUGAAAAAUAAAAAAAAUAAUUAUUUAA